AUGCCGUUGCCGCGGAGCAAGGCUAGGAGGAAGGGCUUCCGGUCGCAGCUGGAGCAGGAGGUGCUGCGGCUGCAGGAGGUGCUGCGGGAGGAGACGGCGCUGCACGCCAUCCUCGACAACGCGCUCGACCACGCCGCCGUCACCCUCGCCGACAUGUCCUACCUCCCCACCCACGCCCAGGAGCUGCUCUCCAACAUCUCCGCCAUGGAGGCCGCCGUCUCCACGCUGGAGGAGGAGAUGGUCGCCCUGCACUUCCAGCUCAUCCAGGAGCGCAACGAGCGGCGCCUCGUCGAGUACCGCGCCAACGCCAAGCAGCGGCCGCUCCCCCUCUGCUCCCACCGCUCCGCCGCCAAACCCGAGCCCGAAUCCGACGACACGGCGAGCGACACCAGCAACUCCACCAGAGGGGAGAAGCCCCACCCCAGCGCCGCGGCCCCGAAGCUGCACAGGCAGUUCUCCGUCAAGGCCCUCGGCGGCGGCGCCAACCCGAACCACCUGUCGGAGGACAUCGUGCGGUGCAUGCGGAACAUCUUCAUCUCGCUCUCCGACUCCUGCCGGGAGGCCUCCCGGACCACCCCCUCCUCCGCCGCCGGGGAGAGCCAGCGUGCCGGCCCGUCGCCCAGUGGGAUCGCCGCCUUCUGGUCGCUGUCCGAGCCGUCCUCCAUCUCCUCCUGGGUGCAGAGCCCCCAGGUCGACCUCAACCAGAACAACAACCUGCUGGCAUCCGAGACCGUCUUCGACCCGUACAAGGCCCGGGAGAAGCUCAGCUGGGCCGACAUCGGCGGCUACGGCGCCGCGUCGGAGGUCUCGUGGAUGUCCGCCGGGAAGAAGCAGCUCGAGUACGCCGCAGAGUCGCUACGGAAGUUCAGGUUGCUGAUUGAGCAGCUGGCAGAAGUAAACCCUGUUCAUCUCGGCGACGAUGCGAGAUUGGCGUUCUGGAUCAAUCUGUACAACGCAUUGCUGAUGCAUGCUUAUCUUGCUUAUGGUGUUCCACGAAGUGACAUGAAACUGUUUUCACUAAUGCAAAAGGCUGCAUAUACAAUUGGAGGGAAUUCAUUCAGUGCAGCAUUCAUCGAAUAUGUUAUUUUGAAGAUGAAGCCGCCGAAUCACAGACCACAGAUGGCUCUGCUUCUUGCCCUUCAGAAGAUAAAGUCACCUGAGGACCAGAGAAAGUUCUGCAUUUCAACAGCGGAACCACUUCUGACAUUUGCCCUCAGCUGUGGAAUGUAUUCUUCGCCUGCAGUGAAGAUAUACACAGCCAGCAACGUAAGGGAAGAGCUUCAGGACGCGCAGCGCGAUUUCAUCAGAGCAUCGGUAGGAGUGAGCCGAAAGGGGAAGCUUCUGAUCCCCAAAAUGCUGCACUGUUUUGCGCGAGGAUUCGUCGACGACAACAGCUUCCCUAUCUGGAUAUCGCAUUUCCUGCCUCAGCAGCAGGCUACAUUCGUCGAGCACUGCGUGUCUCAGAGGCGGCAAAGCCUCCUGGGCACCCGGACUUUCGGCAUCAUCCCGUUCGACUCUCGGUUUCGAUACCUCUUCCUGCCUGAUAUGGGAUCAUCGAACUGA
Molecule: messenger RNA, 1563 nt
Organism: Triticum turgidum subsp. durum (durum wheat)
Lineage: Eukaryota; Viridiplantae; Streptophyta; Magnoliopsida; Poales; Poaceae
Source: the annotation of a GenBank genome assembly